GCCUGGUUUCGCGUUUUUGUGAACAUAUUGACCAUCUGUGGUUGCCGUACCUUGUUUGCUACUGAAAAUGCUUUGUGUAUCUGCGUACAAGUGACUGUAAAUAUCGUCUCACAUUCAACUUUUGCUCUAUUUUCGUACAUGUGUUUGAGAUGGCAAAUGAUAGGCUAAGAGCUCUGGAAGAUGUGGAGAAGGAGAUCGCGUUAGUUCUGCAGAGCGCUGGAACUAUUGUGCUGGAGCUUUCCAAAGAGAAGUCCAAUGCAAGUUUGUUAGACAGACAGCUGAAUCAGUUCCAGACUUCAAUCAGCAGAGUGGAGAAUGAACUCAGUGCACAGAUCCGAUAUCUGACACAGGUGGCAACGGGUCAACCCCAUGAGGGAUCAACAUAUUCAGCCAGAAAGGACUGCCAGAUGGCCCUGAACCGAGCAGAAUAUGCCCGUGUUAAACUAGGAGAACUGGGACGCACCUGUGAAAUGAUGCUUGAUCCACAGACUUAAAAUAAAGUAUUGUAUGGAUGGAC
This is a messenger RNA of Misgurnus anguillicaudatus (oriental weatherfish), 517 nucleotides long. RefSeq names its product mediator complex subunit 11 (gene med11). NCBI's taxonomy places the organism in Eukaryota, Metazoa, Chordata, Actinopteri, Cypriniformes, Cobitidae. Gene Ontology annotation, biological process: regulation of transcription by RNA polymerase II. Gene Ontology annotation, molecular function: transcription coregulator activity. The record is from RefSeq and is a predicted model, not a curated record. Gene Ontology annotation, cellular component: mediator complex.